This is a messenger RNA of Drosophila ananassae, 1671 nucleotides long. RefSeq names its product retinoid-inducible serine carboxypeptidase. Lineage: Eukaryota; Metazoa; Arthropoda; Insecta; Diptera; Drosophilidae. The coding region runs from base 183 to 1469 and encodes 428 amino acids. Gene Ontology annotation, molecular function: serine-type carboxypeptidase activity. The record is from RefSeq and is a predicted model, not a curated record. The transcript is spliced from 3 exons. Gene Ontology annotation, biological process: proteolysis.
GUACAUCCAGCUUUGAUGAACAAAUGUUUCUUUUUGGAUUUGUUUACCAGAACACUGUGUAUUCCGAAAUUUAUAAAUAGCCAACGGCCAAGAAAUGCGCCGGAUCAGUGCGCAUUUACCCUCAGAUCGGGCUGUAUAUGUUUUAGUUCCACUUCUCAGCUAAGACCAUUAAGACAAUAGCGAUGCCGUUCGGUACAAAAAAUCAGAGAAAAGCUUGGGUGUGUUUUAUGCUGAUUGUUGCGUCCCUGGCCCCAGUGCAAGGGCGCUCUGGGAUAGGACCCGGCGAGCAAGAAUGGGACUACGUGGAAGUGCGGCGGGGUGCCCACCUCUUCUACUGGCUCUUCUAUACGACGGCGAAUGUUAGUAGUUUCACGGAGAGACCUCUUAUCAUCUGGCUACAGGGCGGACCGGGAGUGGCCUCCACUGGCAGCGGCGUCUUCGAGCAGCUGGGACCCAUCGACAUUGAGGGGCGACCCAGGGAGAGUAGUUGGGUGCGGCAUGCCAACGUGCUGUUCGUGGACAGCCCAGUGGGCACGGGCUUUGGGUAUGUGGAGGAGCACGGAAGUUUCGCCAGGACAAAUCGGCAAAUAGCCAUCGAUCUUGUAACGCUGAUGCGGACUUUUCUCCGAAAAUACCCACGAUUCCGCCAAGUACCUCUGCACAUAUUCUCGGAAAGUUACGGUGGCAAGGUUGCUCCCGAGUUCGCCCUGGAAUUACAUAUGGCCCGGCAGAGGCACCACGUUGAUUGCCAACUCAAGUCGGUGGUGGUAGGCAAUCCCUGGACGUCGCCUCUGGACAGCAUCCUCUCUUACGCGCCCUUCCUUCUCCAGUUGGGCAUCGUGGACGAAAAUGGCUACCGCACCAUUUCCAAGCUGGCCGGCGAGCUCGCCGGACAUGUGUAUGCCGGAAUGUGGUUCCGUGCCCUAAUGAAGGUUUCUGACUUGCAAAAGGCGAUCACAGACAGUACGGGCGGCGUCUUUAUUUACAACACGCAGCGGCGGGUCCACGUUGACGAGGAGUACCGGUACGGGGAGGACCCGCAGAUGAGCGAAUUUAUCCGAACGAAUGUCACACGGGCUUUGCGACUGGAGAACAUGCCCGUUUGGAUGGAGCAGAAUGGAACGGUCUUCAAUUCCCUCUGCCAUGACAUCAUAAAACCUGCCACAAAAAUAGUUAGCAGGCUGCUUGACGAGACCGAAAUUCAGGUAGGUAUAUACUCCGGAAUCCUGGACUUGCUUUGUGCCACUCCAGGUACGAUGAACUGGAUUGGGAGGCUAAUGUGGAGCCGCCGAAUGGAGUAUUCUGAAGCACCGCGUACCCCUUUCCGAAUAGACGGAAUACUCGAAGGAUACGAAAAACAUGGUGGGAAGCUCAGUAUGUUCUGGGUCUUCCGAGCCGGACAUCUUGUACAACAGGAUAACCCAGCAGCGAUGGGUUACAUAUUAAAAUACUUUACACAGUUUGGAUAAGAAAAUGGAAAUUUCCAAACGGUAAUGUGUUGUAAAAUUUGGGAUUUUGUAUAAAAUGGGACAUAAAAAUCAUAAUAUCAGAAUGGGCCAAAUUAAUAAACAAUACUUUAAAUAGGACCGAGUGGAAAAAGCAGCAAAAAUUAUUUUGCAACAUCCUUUUAAAAAAAAAAAAAAAAUAAUGAUUUAAAAAGACAAAUAAACA